AUGAUGGAUGCUGAUAUUACCCCAAUUCCCCGCUCGCGGGAGGAGAACCAGGAGAGAGCCUUUAUCGCUGCCUCGCGGCGAAAGGACCGCAGCCUGGAUGCACGACUAGAGUCGGCCAAUAGGGCCUCGAUGCUGCACAAGAAACGUACCGGCAAGGGCUUUCACAUUACCAAGGAGAUUGUCGAGAGAGAAGCCAUGUAUGAAGAAGUCGACGAGCGAUAUGCAGAAAAGCGGAUUCGGAUGCUGCAAGCGCAGAACAUGCAGAUCGAACAACAGUUCCACCGUCAUCUGAUCGCAGCCUUUGGACGUCCGAAUGGAGCGUCAAUCGCCAAUCGACGAGCGAGCACAUAUACGCCCCGUCCGUCCACAGAGGGCCCCCGCAAAAUGAGCCUGGACCUGACCAACAUCCGCUCGUCGUUCUCCCAAAACUCAAACUCCAUGGCCAGUCCCAUGCCAACCAGCGACGGCUACAUCCUGUCCCCAACAGCAUCCUUCGACAACAGCGCCAACUCCUACAUGGCCUGCAUGCCGGGCUCCGAGGCCCCCUACUCCAUGGUCUCAUCAGACCCCAACUCCGCCCACAUCCCAGACUACGUGAACCAGCAAGCCACCACCCCAGCAUGGAGCACCCAGAUGCCCAACUGGGCCAUGCAACAGCAGGUCCCCACCCCCAGCCAAACCCCAACAGACCAAGUGCAGAUGUGGCAGCAGAGCAUGAUGCAGCAGCCCACGGCGUCCGACAUCCAAAUGCAGCGCCAAUUCAGAGACCGACUAGCCUCCGCGCCGGAAUUGCCUCUGCACCAAGCUCCACGGAUCGCACCCUCGGCGUCGAUCUCGGGCCCCACCCCAAGUGCCGGCGCCCACGGCCACGCCCACCCAAUGGGCCACUCGCGCGGCCAGUCGCAGCCCAGCAAUAACUUCCACAACCUCCACCUCCUAACGCAAAGCACCCACCUCGCCAUGCCCGCGUCGAGCGCCAGCUCGCCCAGAAUCGAGGCCCUCUCUGCGGAGACCCACUCCACGCCUGAUUUCUGUCCUACCCCCCACAGCCCCAUGUCGCCAACUGCCGUUGCGACUCAGAUGAGUAUGCCGUCCAUGCCUGCGCCUGCCAAAAUGGACGGCACUGGGCAUGGUGAUGGCAUCAUGGUCUCCAACGAGGGCAUGGAUGCUGAUUAUUCGGAUUUCAGCCAGUUCGCUCUGCAUCUGGAGAACUCGACAGUGCCACUCUCUGACCGGGAGCCAUUUGGUUUCGACGAUUUUGUCACGGUGGACGAGUUUACCAGCGUUUCGUGCUGA
Molecule: messenger RNA, 1296 nt
Organism: Penicillium nucicola
Lineage: Eukaryota; Fungi; Ascomycota; Eurotiomycetes; Eurotiales; Aspergillaceae
Exons: 2
Coding region: 1-1296 (431 amino acids)
Source: RefSeq, a predicted model, not a curated record